Molecule: messenger RNA, 939 nt
Organism: Penicillium pulvis
Lineage: Eukaryota; Fungi; Ascomycota; Eurotiomycetes; Eurotiales; Aspergillaceae
Product: AN1-type zinc finger protein
Exons: 1
Coding region: 1-939 (312 amino acids)
Cellular component (GO): cytoplasm
Molecular function (GO): zinc ion binding
Source: RefSeq, a predicted model, not a curated record
AUGUCGCCUAUCACAGUAUCCCGAGGGAACACCCCCUCAACCGACGAAUCAUUUACCCAAAUGGCCAACGAAGACCUCGAAUCAAUCGGACGCCACUGCCAACUCUCUUACUGCGGCCAGCUCGAUUUCCUCCCCUUCCGCUGUGAAUCCUGCAAAAGCACAUACUGCCUCGAGCACCGCUCCGAAACAGCUCACAAAUGCCCUCGCGCAGGCGAAUGGGCCCGUCGCAGGAACGGAAACACAAACCAAGAAAACCGCGGUAGCGCACCGCAAAAACCCAACAUCUACAACUCAGAGCAGUGCUACCACGUUUCCUGCAAAACACUUAUAAAUACACUGAAAGAUCCGGCCGUUCGUUGUCCAAACUGCAACCACCAAUACUGUCUUAAGCAUCGACUUCGUGAGGAACAUGAUUGCGCCAAGCUUACCCCGCUGGGCGCGCGGCAGGGGAACGGGCCCUCAGCGAACGAGACUAUCAAGUCUAUGUUUGCGCGUGUGCGCACAUGGGGCAAGGAUACACAGGCCGCAAGCGCAAAUCUGAUCCCGAAGGUGAAGCCUAAGGCUAACAGCCCAGCCGCGAGGGCUGUUAAUGUGAAUACGAUGAAGAGGACUGCGAAAGGGGAAGCAAAUGUUCCGGUUGAUAAGAGGCUAUAUCUGCAUGCUGUUGGGACAGCCGAUACGCAGGCUGCGGAGCCGCCGUCUGGGGACUUCUACUUUGAUUCAAGGUGGAAGGUUGGGCGGGUUCUUGAUGAUGUUGCGAAGAAGUUGAGGGUUGAGAACUUGAAUAAUAGGAGUGGAGGAGAAGAGGCGCGGUUGAGAAUGUUCCAUGUUGAGUCUGGGGAGUUUUUGGAAUUUUCGGAUUCUAUUGGUGUGAAGGCGAAGCAGGGGGAUACAAUUGUGUUGUUACGGGGCGCCGGGGUUAUUCUGGAGAAGUCAUGA